CAGUAAGCAAGUCUGUGGUGUGAAGCCAAAGAACUGGGCCUCAUAGGCCAUCGGAUCCACAGACAUCCUGCUUUCUUUGCUGCCCUCAACUGUGAAAACCCAGUUGGAAUUGAUCACACCUUUUCAGUUAUACUUCAAUCCUGAACUAAUUUUUAAACACUUUCAAAUAUGGAGACUAAUCACCAAUUUCUUAUUUUUUGGUCCAGUUGGAUUCAAUUUUUUGUUUAACAUGAUUUUUCUAUAUCGUUACUGUCGAAUGCUAGAAGAAGGCUCUUUCCGAGGUCGGACAGCAGACUUUGUAUUUAUGUUCCUUUUUGGUGGAUUUUUAAUGACUCUUUUUGGGUUGUUUGUGAGCUUAGUUUUUUUAGGCCAGGCCUUUACAAUAAUGCUGGUGUACGUGUGGAGCCGAAGGAACCCCUAUGUCCGCAUGAACUUCUUUGGUCUUCUAAACUUCCAGGCCCCCUUUCUGCCCUGGGUGCUCAUGGGGUUUUCCUUGUUAUUGGGGAACUCAAUUAUUGUGGACCUUCUGGGUAUUGCAGUUGGGCACAUAUAUUUUUUCUUGGAAGAUAUAUUUCCCAAUCAGCCUGGUGGAAUAAGAAUUCUGAAAACACCUUCUAUUUUGAGGACUAUUUUUGAUACACCAGAUGAGGAUCCCAAUUACAACCCACUACCUGAAGAGCGGCCAGGAGGCUUUGCCUGGGGUGAGGGCCAGCGCCUUGGAGGGUAACACAGCUGUGCCAGUUAUGAGGCCCAUCUGAGAAGGACUCAGUGAAAUGCCCAUUGGGAUUCUUUUAUCCCUUAUUGCAAAAGUGUGGACACUUUUGACAGCGUGACAGAUUUUAACUCCAGAAGCACUUUACGGAAUGGUACACUGACUAACACAGAAGACAUUUCCAACAGUUUGCCAGGGGUUCCUCACUAUGCUGGUACUAAAAGUAUAACCUCUUGGAGCCAAAAAAUGGAGAAACAGAUACCCUGCUGCCUCUAAAAGUACAUGGGUACUUGAGCUCUGUGGCGUAAGGCAGGGUGUUUCCUACUCUUCUUUGAUAGACAAGGCCGUGGUGUAAAUGGAAGUUUCAGAGAGGACAAAAUAAAACUGAAUUCCAUCUCUCUCACACUGUAUUUAAGCUUCGUGUGAUCUUUUAAGUCAUGGUAAUGUGUUCUAGCUCUCCUGCGUAGGUCUGAACACAGCGGUUUCCGUGUCUGCCCUCGUGUCCCCACUGCUUCCGACUGGAUUUGAUUUCAAGAUUGGAAAUGCACAGCUGUUUCGUACUCUGACUAGUUCAAAGUGGUAGCUUCAGUAGGAGGAAGAUUGGUUUCUGCUAUUCAGAUGGUUCUCUGUCUGAAAACCACAGAAGAGAGGAGGGAGGGUGAUUUGUAGCAGAGGAAUCUGUAGGCAAGUCAGCUGUAAACAAAAAGCAACUGUGACAUCUCUUUUAGCUGGAACUUCUCCACUAAGAAAUUCCCGAAUUAGUAAUGGUCACCCUUUGUCAAAGCACGGGCAUAUGAAUGGGCAGCUGCUGGACAUCUGUUCCUCUUGUCAUUCAUUUCAAGAAAAGCUCAAAACCUUUGCAGAGCCAAGUGCCUAGUUCACCUUCCUGGGAGGUCAGGUAGGGUAUUUGGAGGCAGCCACACUGAUGGUUCAGUGAGCGCUUGUCAAAGAUAUUACAUCUUGUUUUACAUCUGUGCUGCUCUAUCAGAGCCCAGACAGAUGAUCUCAGAUAGUUUUCAUAAACAUCAGAUAGGCACAGGACUCCCCAGACUGGAUCGCCCUAUUUUGGCUGAGUUGCUUUCCAGAAUGAGCUCUUUCUCAGAGUUUGGCAUAGACUUGAAUAAGCUAUAGUAAGCAUUCAAGGUGAAAAUUUUCAACUUGUCUUUGAGGUAGAAAGCAUUUUAGCAACUAAGUGGAAAAUGCAUAGGGAAUGAAAUGAGUACUGGCAUGUUACAUGUUGCUAAUGAAUAACUGAAGAGGAUUUUAUGGAAUGUGUUUUAACGGGACUGCUUUUCUCUUGUUUAAAAAUUUUUUUAAGUUUAAUGACAAUCUUAGAUUGUAUGAACCUUGUGGAAUUCUUAAGUUUAAUCAUUGUUUCUGUUCAAGAAAGCUUUAUUGGUAACUUUUAGGAAUUUAUUUUUAUUAUUAUUGCUUGCUUUUGAGCCAGAAUGAGUUUCUUUAGGUUUUAUUUAUUGUCCCCAAGUUAAUUUUAGAUGUAGCUACUUAGUGGAAUUUUUAUGGUAAAGAUUUAAUUCUAAAAUCUCUUCACCAGCUGUUCAUUUUAAGUAGUGAAUACCUGUACAUAUUACUGACUGGGUAAAACAGGAAAUGCAUUUUGGAUGCAUAGCCUCAAGCAGUCUCUGGUGUUUAGGAUGCCAAUUCCUAGUGGCAAAAUACCAUGCUGUGCUCCACACUGUGCCCUGCAAGUGCCAAUUUCAGUCACUUAGUAGUUUGGCCAGUCCCACAUUUGUGUCCCUGCCCCUGUGUCGUUCGACAGGUAACUGGAUACGAGGAAAAGUCCUCAUUUCCCCAGCAAACCUCUUGAUUCGGAUUCUUCCAAAAGUGAGUCACCAGAAAAGUGAGAUUGGAUUAUGGGAUUCUGUGAUGAUUAAGCAUACAUGAAUAUAGUUUUGAGACAUUUCCUGGAUUGUACCAGAAAUAACCAAAAAAGCACACCUAAAGCACAGGGGUUUUGUUUUGUUUUUAUAGACUUACAAUAUAUGUUCAUUUAAAGAUGAAUGGACAUGCCAAUUGCAUCUCCCUCGGAGAUACAUUUUAUAUACUUUGGUGUGUUUUUUUCACUAUGAAUUUUUACUUGUUUCUUCCACUUCUUUUUCUGUCAUCCUUCUGUGUCCUCCUGUCUUUUAUAUUUCUUUUGUACUUGUGUGAGGUAAAACAUCCACAUCCUGGAUCUUGAAACAGAACCAUAACACUGUCUCUAGGGUCGUCUGGGAAUUAGGGAACACUGGAGCUAUUGGCAUGUUGUGUAACAUGCUUCCUAGAAUUGCCAUGCCUUCUGCCACUGUUUUAUUUUGUGGCUGUGUUUUCCGUUAGAAGGUGAGUUCUAUCUGUGUUAGCCAAUGUCCCGCCCUUCGCUCCUCUUCAGGAUGACUAAGCUACUUAUUAUUUUGAGUUUUCUUCAAAGCUCUUGAACUUUGCUUCUAUGGCUGAGCGACUCUGUGCAGAAGUCUGCAGUCAGUUCCUGGCCUUUAUCAAAUGCAUAUCUCUGUCUUCCUCUGAAGCUUGCUCCCACUUUACCUAGCAGAGACCUCAAUUUAAGUCUCUUCAGUCUUUCAAGACCCAACAUUCAAAUCUUAAUACUGAAGUCUAGUUCAUUAUCUUCUUUAAAUCCUUAUGAAGCUUCAAACCUGUACUAAAAUUCUUAUACCAAACCAUAUAUUGUCUUGUACUGUUCCUAGAUGCUACGUGUAUGUUAGUUUUGUUUCCUUCAUGAGAAUGUAAGCUCCUUAAGGGCAGGGACUAUGUCUUAAUUUUUGUAUCCACCACAGUGCCUAGCACUGUGCUUGGCACAUGGGUGCUGAAUAAAUACUUUGUUCACUGAUCAGCAAA
Messenger RNA from Cricetulus griseus (Chinese hamster), 3562 nucleotides. The record is from RefSeq and is a predicted model, not a curated record. NCBI's taxonomy places the organism in Eukaryota, Metazoa, Chordata, Mammalia, Rodentia, Cricetidae.